AUGGUUGUAGUUACCCCUCCUCGAGCGAGCACUGUCGUCGGUUUCGCCUUCGCCCUCGACGGGCCCUCCAGCAGCUUCAUCGACCGCCGCUUCUUUGGUUUGGAGGAUAUUCCCAUCUCCUUAUUUGACCACUCCAUCUACCGCACCGAUCUUCUUAAUUACAGUAAUGAAAUCCGGCACCUUUUACGGACAGUAAUGGUGGUCGGUUGUGACAGGCGAGAUAUCCUCCGGCGCCAGAAUACAGCCUGCGGCGGCGAGGAAGCCGUUUCCGCCAGAAGGCUCGCGGCGUCGCUGUGGCGGUUGUCCGCCACCGCAAACGAAGUCACGAAUCGGGCCGGACUUGAGUUAUGCUCAUCAUUCCCAAUCCCUAAUUGUCCAACGGAAGGGGCUACAAAAUGGGAUUAUUGCAACUCAAAAGCCUCGCAUAAUACCGGCUAUUUUUUCGGCAAUUUCAAAAGCAUGGAUCCGUUUAAUGCGAAAAAAUGCGAACAAAAACACAGCAUAAAGAAGGCAAAUCGUGAAAAGAUGAAAACAGAACGGCGAAGAAGGCGUUUAAUGGUCGAUGAUUUAAAGGAUGAUCUUAAAAUGGAAAGGAACAAUGGGAAGAAAGUUAAUAGGGAGAAUUCGAAGCUGUCGCGUGAUGUUGCAGAGGCCAAAAUGUCGGCGAGAAAAUUCAUGCACAAUAUUGGGAAGGAGAAGAAAGCUAGAAAAUUAUUGGAGGAUAUGUGCAAUAAGCUAGCUAUAGAAAUCAAAGACUACAAAGUCGAAAUCGGGGCUUUGAGGAGUGAGAGAGAGAAAAUCGAAGAAGACGUGGAAAACGAGAGGAAAAUGAUGCAGUUAGCCGAGGUUUGGAGGGAGGAACAUACGCAAAAAAAGCUACAAGACGCAAAGUUGAUUUUGGAGAAUAAGUUUUGCGAGUUGAAUAAUUUGAUAUCCGAGAUUAAAUCUUUCUUGAGCGAAUCAAAUUCGAAAAGGCAAUCUUAUGAUGCUGUGAAUAUCCAAUGCAUUAGAGAUUUUUCCCAGGUCCUCCCGAAUUCAAACAAAAUCUUCACUAACAAAGGAGAAAAUGCAUGUAGCGAAAGAAGUGUAUGUUCAAAUGAAUGCCCGUUUCGAAUGGAGACCGUGAAUAAAUCAAGAAAGAGCAAUUAUAAGUCGAAUUCAUUUGAUCUUGAAAGGGAAAAGAUCAUGCAUCAUGGAUGUCAAAACUCCGAGUCUAGUGGAAUUUCAUUGGUCUCAUUGAAUCGACCAAAGGAGAAAAAAGGUUUAUCUUCUCAUAAGCUUCGGAGGGAAUUGCGGAGAAAUAAAGAUGCAAGCACGAAAAUAUCAAGUGAUGUGAGCGGAAGAAUCUCGAAUUGUUCCGUAUCUUCGAUGUUAUCAUCCAUGGAUGAAGGUCAAGUUAAAGUAUGGAAAAACCCACAUGUCGUUCGGGCUAUGAACGGUCAUAUUGAAUGGCCACGGGAGAUCAAGAGGCGCGGCUCGUGCGAGGGCAGCCUUCUGGAAGCUAAGUUGAAAAGCCAGAAAACAAUAUUGCGCGGUGUACUAAAACAGAGGAGUUUAAGUAGUAGUUUUGAAUAA
Molecule: messenger RNA, 1575 nt
Organism: Striga hermonthica
Lineage: Eukaryota; Viridiplantae; Streptophyta; Magnoliopsida; Lamiales; Orobanchaceae
Source: the annotation of a GenBank genome assembly